AUGAAGGCCGAGUCAACAUCGACACCACCGAGCCAGGUCUCGGGCAGUACGGCCAAGGCCAAGAAGCCGGCCACUUCCAAGACCAAGUCAUGGGGAUCACUUGGCCGGCCCAAGAAGACGCUGUCGUCGCUCCUCGCCAUGCAGAGCGUUGAGGAGAGCAAGCCACGUCUGUCCAACAUAUCGUGGCUCGCCGACGUGCUCGUGUACAGCUCCUCCAUCAUUCCAGUGGUCAUGGGCCCUGUCGUCUUCAUCACUGCCUUCUCAGCCGCGGUUGCAGCUGCGUCGGUGGUGUUUGGCAAGCACGUUGAGCUCACGAACAACGUGGUCCCGCUGCUCUCUGUCGUCGUCGGUCUGCUCCUCGUGUUCCGCAACUCGACCGCAUAUGAGCGCUAUGCCGAGGGUCGCAAGGACUUUACCUCCCUCAUUGCUAGUGCUCGAAACCUGUCUAGGGCCAUUUGGAUCAAUGUGGUGCCCCCUCCCAACGGCGAGAUCAGCCGUGAAGACCUCACGCAACGCAAGAAGGACUUGAUCCGGCUCGUCGUAGGCUUUGUGUUCGCUACCAAGCACUACUUGAGGUCUGAAGGCGGCGUGCACCAUGCGGAUCUCCAGGGGCUGCUUCCUCACUCCCUUGUCGAGUUCGUCCGACAGGGCACCCACGACGACAGCGACAAGGACAGUGGAGACGAGAGCGAGUCGGCGUUCAGUGGGUCGCAAUGCAGUUCGCCGAGGACAUACUCGGGCUCGGCACUGUCGACGGGCGAGGAGGAGCUCAAUGUCGGUUUGGCACCGCCACCUGCCCCGCCCAACUCCAAGUCCAACUCGUUCUCCUUCCCCAUCACGCCCAACCGCUCGCCCAGCAAGGAUGUGCCUGUUGCCUGGAUACAUGCGGAGCGCAAAGCCGUCCGCCGUCCCACUGCCGUGCGCGUUCGUCGCCCCACAAUCAACGAGAUUGAGAAGAAGGCCAGUGCACGUUCCACCUCUGCCAUGUCGCGCCUGUCCACCACGAGCACGGUCAACGAGCGGACCCCACUGAUCAAGUCUGGUGUCCGCCAGGACAUUCGUCGUACCGCCGAGGAUGUCGAUGCGGCUGCUGCCGCUGCCUCGAGCGCUGACAGCGUGCUUGGACGCAUGGUCGAGGUCGGUCUGCCUCUAGUCAUUGCCCACGAGAUCAGCCGCGGCCUCUUCCGUUUCCGUCGCCAAGGCAACCUUGAGGACGUCGGCCCAGCAGGUUUCAACGCCAUGCAGGGGAUCGUGCAGGCGAUGAUUGACCAGCUUGGGUCGAUGGAGAGGAUUAUCCAGACCCCGCUCCCUUAUGUCUUCUGUGUCCACCUCAAGCAAUGCGUCACGCUCUACCUCCUGUGCCUCCCGUUCGUCCUCGUCGAGGCCAUGGGCUGGAAGAUGAUCUGGAUUGUCAUGUGCACCGCGUUCACGCUCUGUGGCGUGGAGGGCAUUGCAGCUCAGAUUGAGCAGCCGUUCGGCGACGACCCGUCCGACCUCAACCUCGACCUGUUCUGCACCGAACUGCUGUGCGAGUGCGAGGCGAUUGUGGAGCGGCUCCCGGAGGGGGACGCGGAUGAGGACCUGGUGUUUGUUCGCUCCCCCAUGCAGGUUCGGAAGGACGAGCUCGACGGCGAGUAG
Apiotrichum porosum is the source of this 1638-nucleotide messenger RNA. RefSeq lists its product as uncharacterized. The coding region runs from base 1 to 1638 and encodes 545 amino acids. The record is from RefSeq and is a predicted model, not a curated record. Gene Ontology annotation, molecular function: chloride channel activity. NCBI's taxonomy places the organism in Eukaryota, Fungi, Basidiomycota, Tremellomycetes, Trichosporonales, Trichosporonaceae. The transcript has 13 exons.